Ylistrum balloti is the source of this 3145-nucleotide messenger RNA. Its product is annotated as fatty-acid amide hydrolase 1-like. Lineage: Eukaryota; Metazoa; Mollusca; Bivalvia; Pectinida; Pectinidae. Gene Ontology annotation, molecular function: fatty acid amide hydrolase activity; amidase activity. The coding region runs from base 154 to 1923 and encodes 589 amino acids. The record is from RefSeq and is a predicted model, not a curated record. The transcript is spliced from 17 exons. Gene Ontology annotation, biological process: fatty acid catabolic process.
CUUUUUUGAAAUAUCCAUAAUUAACAUUAUUUAAUAGCACGUGAUUGUAUGUGGUAGUAAGUGAUAGUAUGGUAUAGUAUAUGGUAGUGAGGGGGUUAAAUCGACGCGCCAUUACCUAGAUGAACGAUAACGGACGAUAACCGACAUUACAAGAUGGACAAAUUAAAGGUCUACUGGCCUUACAGGUUUGAAGUGCCUGAACCUAUCAGAAAGAACGUCUAUGUCAUUUUGACGGUGACAACUACUUGUGUGAUUGGAGCAGUUAUCUUAGGAAAACUUAGAAAGUCUAAGAAGCGAAAUCACAGGAUCAGGGACAAGAGAGACUCCUGCAGAGAAGCAUGUAGGAAGCUAGCGGAACAUCUGGAGCAAAAUGGCCUGACACUAACAGAGAGGAAUGCUAUCCUGGAGUUGCCAUUUGAAGAGCUCAGACAAAGGCUACAGGAUGGAGGACUUCGUUGUAUUGAUGUGCUUCAUGCCUACCAGUCAAAGGCAAUUCAAGUCAAUGAACACCUGAAUUGUGUUGUUGAACCAAUAUGGGAAGCAGAGGCUUUAGCACUGGAGAGGGAUAUGAGCACGAGAAGGAAAGGACCGCUUCAUGGUAUACCUAUCAGUGUGAAGGAAAACUUCUAUCUAGAGGGUUAUGACUGUACAGGUGGGAUGUCUGCCUAUCUUGACCUUUGUGUUACUGAGGAGAAUACUCUUAUAAAGGUUUUGAAGAAGCAAGGUGCCAUUCCAUUUGUGAGGACAAAUAUUCCACAGUCAAUGAUGACUUAUGAAUGCUCUAAUCCCAUCUAUGGUGAGACUAAAAACCCUUAUGACUUAACACGAGGACCGGGUGGAUCAUCUGGAGGCGAGGCAGCACUCAUAGCAACUAGAGGAUCCAUUUUGGGGUUCGGAACAGACAUAGGGGGCAGCAUUCGGAUACCAAGUCACUUCUGUGGCGUGUAUGGCUUGAAACCAACUGUAGGAAGACUAAGUAAACAGAAUAUGCUGCCAUUCCAAUGUGGUCAGCCCUUGAUUGGAGCAGUAGGAGGACCUCUAGCCAGUGAUGUGGAUGGUCUCGUCACUGCAAUGAAAUCACUACUAAUUCCAGCAAUGUUUGAUCAAGAUCCUACUUGUCCCCCAAUCCAGUUUAGAAAUGAGAUUUUUGAAGAGAAACGACCAUUGCGGAUUGGUUACUUCCUAGACAACGGAUAUAUUACACCUGUCCCUGCCUGUCAACGAGCUGUUACCAUGGCAACAGAAAUAUUGCAGGACAGAGGCCACACUAUUGUCCAGUUUGAUCCUCCAGACAUAAAGGAGUGCUUUGAACUCUACAUGUUGUCUACGUUUGGAGAUGGUGGAGAUUCCUUUGUUGAAAUAUUGCAAAAUGACCAGGUUGAUCCCACUCUCCAGCUAGCUCACCUCAGCCUCAUCCUACCAAAAUGGCUGAGCAUAUUAGGUGGCUGGGUUUUGUCAAAGUUUGCUGGUGACCGUAUGUUGUAUAUUAUCAAUAAGUGUAUGACAGGUGCAGGAUCUGUAUCAGAAUACUGGAAGGUAGAAGAAAGGAUUCAGGCCUAUAAAAAGAAGAUGUUGAGGAAGUGGAGAGCAAACAAGCUAGAUGUUCUCAUCUGUCCUGGCUUUGCCUUCCCUGCUGUCCGUAGCGGAAAUGUGUUUAAUGUCUUAGGUGGCGUCUCAUACACUGUAUUUUUCAACCUGUUGAAUUACCCUGCAGGCUCUAUGCCUAUCACUAAGGUGACAGCUGAAGAUGAAGCAAACCUGGCUGUGUACCCCACAAAGACCGGAUAUGAGAAGGAAAUAAAAAAGGACAGUGUUGGGUCUAAGGGUCUUCCUGUUAAUGUCCAGUGUGCAGGCUUACCUUACCAGGAAGAGCUGGUCCUUCGUGUGAUGAGAGAACUACAUGAAGAUAGGAAUAAAGCUUGAAGGUUUCAAAACUAGCCAACCCUUUAACUUACAAUUUUUGAACUUUUCAUUGUGGAGUUGUGAAUUCUGAAGAAUAUUAUUCCAGUGUUAAAUCAUGUGCAAUUUUAGAGUGAAAUCUGUAAAAAGGGUUUUUGUUGGCUCAGCCUUGUUACAUUAUACGUACAUUUCGAAGUUUUAUUUGAUGUACAAUGUUGUAGUAUUAUCGGUUGUGAAGCUUUCUUGAAUGUAUACUACAGACAUUCAUUGAAGAGAUAACAAGAUGCAUUUUAAUCACACAAGCUUUUAUCUGUACAGGUUACAGUCAAAUUUGUGAAAAUAUAAUAUUUAUUGGUAUUUACGCAUGGCAAUUAGGUCUGUGCAAGACUUCAAGAUAUAUGUAAAGUCAAAUUUCUAUCAACUUUUAACUUCGAUGAUUCAAAUUCCGUGAUGUAUCAAUUUUUUUGGCACAGUCCAGAAUUAUAUUCUUAUAUAUUACUACUAACUUAUCGCAUUAUGAACUGAACACAUUUAAUCAGUAACGAUAAUGGGACAUCGUGUGAUGUUCACUGCUACAAUUGCGGUGAUAAUUUAUAGUGAAGUCUAUUUUAUGGAAUUGUGUAAACAUAUGGAAGAAAUCCUGAACAUCAUUUUGAUGAUUCUGCUCAUUCUCAAAGCAUCACUUUUAAGCAUAAAAGCAUGAGAAACAAAGAGGUUUUAUCUGUCAAUCACAUCUUCUGUUGAUUCAAACUAGACGUCGUCAGAAUGUUGGUAAACACAUUUGUAAUUUUUACGACCAAAGAGAUGCGAUGUUAGUGCUGUCAUUCCUAGACAGAAUAUGUUAUAUAAAUUUGAUCUAUUAAAUUUAUUAGUGCCUAUAACACACUGCUAACCUGCAGACUGAGUCUGACUUCAAUCUUUUUCAAGUGAAGGAACACUGUUGUGUGUGAUAAUAUUUGAUAAAUGAGGAUGUUUCCUUGUAAAUUAACCUAUGCUGAUUUUGUUACAAUCUAUAUUUAUAUUUUAUUAAUGAUUUUGAAUUUUAGUUUUGAUGUACAUUUAGAAACAUAACACCAUUUCUUAAUGCUUUGAAGUAUUACGCAUGAAGGCAUUGAUACAUUUACCCAGUUGUAAAUACUCCAUAUUUGUUCUUGUUGUAUUUUAAAUAAUGUCACACUGGUAUUGGAUUGUUAUUUAGAUAUUACAAUUAAUUGGGAUAUAUGACCAGAUUAAACGGUGAAUUUCA